CUUCAGUGGUAUGCUCAUCGAACCAAAACAGUUGCCUGCUCCCGUCCACGCAGUUCUGUCUCAGCGGGGGUGAGACACUGUGCGCUUAUACCAACAGUGACACAAUAAUUAGCAGACCUUUGCUGCUCCAAAACACGAAUAUUUUGCAGGUAGGCUAAAGGAACCGUCUUAUCAAAGAAGACAUGGCUCGUUUACUUUCUCGAUUUUCUUCGCUUCUCAUCAAAGCAACUGCACCUAGAAGAACGUUACCUGCUGUAAAGAACAGUUUAAAAUGGGUUAGACCAUUUUACACGAACUCCGGUCUGGGAUCACUUACACGGUAUGAUGGCACAGCUGUCGAGAUUGAUUGGAAAAAGAAACUAACGCCAGAGCAGUACUAUGUGACCAGAGAAAAGGGGACUGAGCUGCCUUUCAGCGGCAUCUACCUGAACAACACUGAAGCAGGACAUUACCAUUGUGUAUGCUGUGAGGCACCUCUCUUCAGUUCAGAAACAAAGUACAACCCUGGUACAGGGUGGCCUUCAUUUUACGAAGCCCAGGGCACGUGUGACAGAGAUGAAAGCAAUAGCAACAUCCUACGCCGGCCUGACAACUCCCUGGGCUCUGCUGGAACAGAGGUCCUUUGCCGACAGUGUGACGCCCACCUUGGCCAUGUCUUUGAUGAUGGACCAGAGCCUUCAGGACAGAGAUUCUGCAUCAACAGUGUUGCGUUAACCUUCAAACCCACUUCAAAAUAAUUAUAAACUGAAAAAUGUGUUGGAAAUAUACAUGCGUAGAUUUACCAGUAUCCACAUUUACAGCCUAUUGUUUUUAUGACAGUAAAUGUACUACCUUUCAGGCCUUUCAUCUCUGGAGGCCUGGGUUUGAGUGCAGUAGACAGAGUUUGGUUGGACACAAUUAACAACUUCUCUGAGGGAAUGGCAGUAUUGACUGACUCCCAAAAUAAAUUGAGGUUUCAAAACAGUUUAACGCUACAUAAUAUUAUCCAAGCUUCUGAUAAAAUACACAUAUGCUUGUAAAAUUGCCUACUUACAUUAAAUAUUUAGAGUUA
Molecule: messenger RNA, 1051 nt
Organism: Acipenser ruthenus (sterlet)
Lineage: Eukaryota; Metazoa; Chordata; Actinopteri; Acipenseriformes; Acipenseridae
Product: methionine-R-sulfoxide reductase B2, mitochondrial-like
Exons: 5
Coding region: 183-737 (184 amino acids)
Biological process (GO): response to oxidative stress; protein repair
Cellular component (GO): cytoplasm
Molecular function (GO): peptide-methionine (R)-S-oxide reductase activity
Source: RefSeq, a predicted model, not a curated record